Lycium ferocissimum is the source of this 501-nucleotide messenger RNA. RefSeq lists its product as uncharacterized. The record is from RefSeq and is a predicted model, not a curated record. The transcript is spliced from 3 exons. NCBI's taxonomy places the organism in Eukaryota, Viridiplantae, Streptophyta, Magnoliopsida, Solanales, Solanaceae. The coding region runs from base 1 to 501 and encodes 166 amino acids.
AUGGAUAUUUCUCGCAUUCAGGCCUAUACCCAGAAUUUGCAAGAAGGGCAACAACAGCAAAAGAGUGAGCGUGAGCAUGACAGGUACUAUAGUAAGAGGGCUAGAUCCUUGGGUCCGGCGAGGUGCCAAAAAGUCCUCAAAGAUAGAUCUAAGAUUCGUGUAUCACCAGCUGAUGGUAUUCGAGUGGAUACCCAUAAGAUUGAAGCUAUGAAGACUUGGCCAAAAACUACAACACCAACGGUGGUUCGUAGCUUUUUGGGCUUGGUAGGUUAUUACAAAAGAUUUGUAGAAGAGUUUUCUUCUAUUUCUGUACCAUUGACUAAACUGACUCAGAAAUCAGCUAAGUUUCAAUGGACGGAUGCUUGUAAGCACAGUUUUCAAAAGUUGAAGGAUAGGCUGACUUUGGCCCCGGUUCUGACACUUCCGGAGAGGACCGAGGGCUAUAUGGUGUCCGUGAUGCUCGUGGAUGGGGUUAGGUCGUGUGUUGAUGCAACAUGGUAA